AUGCUAAACUUGGUUUUGGGCUUUGUUUUACUUGUUGAUUGUUCGAUUUGUUCAGCAACGUUACUCUGGCGGAUUGAAACGUCACCGCCGGCAUAUAUUUUGGGUACAAUUCAUAUCCCGUACAAUCUCGUUUCGUCGCACGUAUCGAAUGAGAUUAGGAAAGCGUUCCAGUCUAGUACGCAUUUUUACGCGGAAAUCGACGCGAAAAACGAUGCGUACUGGGACGAGUUUCAUCAAUGUUUACUCAAUCGUUCACUUCGUGCACGACGAUCAAAUGAACCGAUGGCAGAAGGCGAUUUGUUCGAUAUUCAUCUUGCGGAAGAAGCACGACGCUUAAACAAAACUGUCGGAAGUCUAGAACCAGCCGAAUAUCAUUGUGAGAAUGAAGGCUGGCGUUAUAAUAUAAGCACUUGGCAAUUGAUUUUGAAUGUUGUUAGGAAAGAAAUGAAAAGUCGACCGUCGAAUAUCAUCAAUGCUCAAGAUUAUCUUCAAGAAUCAAUAAAUAAAAAGUACAUUUGUGAUGAAAUCGAUAGGAAUUACAUUGAAACUCUGAUAAAAUCGCCCGAAGAACGAAAAAGUCUGGAACAACGCGACGCUCAAAUGUCGAAACACAUUCAUCGAUUGUUGCAUCGUUCGAAUAAAAAUCGAUAUUUUUUCGCAAUUGGUGCCGCGCAUAUGUUUGGUAAAUAUAAGAACUUGAUAGUUCGAUUAAAAACAUUCGGAUAUAAAAUUACGCGCGUCUGCACUGACCAAAACCGCAUCAAGAACAAACUGGGCUGUAAGAAGAAGAAGCUCAUGAAGCACUGUUUGAAAAGAAAACUCUGA
Adineta ricciae is the source of this 825-nucleotide messenger RNA. The record is from the annotation of a GenBank genome assembly. NCBI's taxonomy places the organism in Eukaryota, Metazoa, Rotifera, Eurotatoria, Adinetida, Adinetidae.